Messenger RNA from Rubroshorea leprosula, 1377 nucleotides. The record is from the annotation of a GenBank genome assembly. NCBI's taxonomy places the organism in Eukaryota, Viridiplantae, Streptophyta, Magnoliopsida, Malvales, Dipterocarpaceae.
GAAAGCAGCAUAUGUUGUCCUCUCCUCUUCCCUUAUGUACGCAAACCAAAUCUUCAUCUCUUCGGCUACAAUGUUCAUAACAGAGUUUCCGUUUCUACCAAUUCCUUUUGUCUUUCAUUUUAGACGUCCUUGCGAUGCUAACCCUAGACGAUGAAGCUCGUUUUACACCGAUCAACAACUUUACUAUUUUUCGAUGUCCCAGGAGUCAAGUCAUUGUUCUUAGUUUCCUCAAGAUCUUGAACUCUCCUGAUUUGUAAAUCUUUCACCUACCUUCGGUAACAAUUUUGAGAAAAACCUAGAUCUAGGUUUUUCUCAAACCCAUAUCUGGGUUUCAUCACAGACAUUCCCAAUGUUGCUUUGCCUCUACUUUAUUGUCACUUUCAUUAUCAUCCAUUUGGUUCUUGAUUCCUUUUGGCAGGCUGUAGGAUUAGGUUUUCGAUAACCAAUUCCAGUUGUUUGAUACAACAAGCUCAGACGAAACAUCGAUGGUGUCAUCGAAGAGUUCUAUGCUCGAUUCACUUCUUUGCUGGAGUUUUCUCAAACUUCUGGUGAUCUUUCCUCAUCAACUCUCACCAUUUUCCUUUCCUUAUCAACAAAUUGUUACAAUACGCCAUUGCCUACUUUUAUUUGGGUUUGAGAAAUUGAAGAGUCUACUUGAUUCACUUCUCUGCUUGAGUCCAUGUGAUGUAGUGCUCACAACUGUUAUUUUGUGGUUCUAUUGUUUGGAAUUUGUCAUGGCAAAGAUGCUCUUUCUAAGGUAUUUGGUUUGGAUUUUUAUAGAUCUACAAAUAUAAGGUUUGGUUUGGAUUUAAACCAUGGACUACAAAUAAUGUGAUGCAAUGCUCAAAACACAUUAUUUUUGCAGAUCUGGGUUUGAGAAAGGAUAAGAAAAAACCUUUCUCUUGCCAUAACAGUGCUGGCAAAUCUAGCGGUGAUUGUGAAAGGGGAUGAUGAGAAGAUUCUGGUGAAGAUGGUGAAAGGGAAGGUUUACAAUUUCAAGGAGCUUUUUUUCCAAGAGGAAUUCAUUGGUGGCGCAUGCAGUGGGGUUUUGAGACUACCAGUCUUUUAUUCUCGCCGCAACUAUCUAUGAGCCGCUUGGUUUUGGGACCACUAGAGGGAAGGUUAUGUAGAUGAAGAAGAUUGCCUCUUUUCUCGCUCAUGUCGACGCCAAAACUUCUUGUGAAUAUUGUCUAUUUCUGUUUUGAAUUUGAUCCAUUGUGAAGUUCAGUAUGCAUUUAGCUAGAUCUAGCAACUCUUAGGUAUAGAAAUUUUGUUUGGCUGCGAGGAAAGUGGUAGGAACUGAGAAAAAUUAUUAUUUGAUUUUGGGAUUGUUUUGGGCCACAAUUUUUAUUUCCUAAAUAAUUCUCUUAAGAACAA